Molecule: messenger RNA, 1001 nt
Organism: Paramecium primaurelia
Lineage: Eukaryota; Ciliophora; Oligohymenophorea; Peniculida; Parameciidae
Source: the annotation of a GenBank genome assembly
AUGGAACAACAUGUUGAACAAUUCCCAAAUUAGUCCAUUUAAUCGACAUUUGAAACUAAUAAACCAAAAAGACCUUAUUAAAAAAUAUCCCAAGAAACUCGAUCUCUAAUACUUCAUGCUCUGACAGUUGAGAAACUCCCCUUAUGCAAUGUAAUUGAAUUUUUUAAUAUUUAUAGGUAGCUGAGAUGUUUAAAACCAAGGCCUGCACUUGUAAGGCAAUUUUACAGACGUAUGAGUAAGAAGGUAGAAGAGAAAAGAAGACCAGCAGAAGAGAAAGAGUUGAAAUUGACUCACACAUUAAAAUAAUUGUAAUAGAUCCUUUGGGCCGACCGAACUAAGAAUUCAUUAAUAUUAAACAUUCAAAAGUUUAUAAACUUAUUAAAUUAUUUUAGAUGUAUACAGAAGAAAAAGAUCUGAGUAGAAAGGAAGUAAAAUAACUAAAAAGAAGAUUGUAAUAAGAAAUCUAAACAUAAUUGGAAGAACUUUAAACUGGCUGUUAUAAUGUUUAAUAGACAAUUUCCUAAGAGAAUAAUCCUGAUGAAAAAGCUCCUGAAAACAUAGCUAGAGGGAUUAAUAUGAGCUUAUAAUUAAUUUUAUAAAAGUUAAAAUUCGAUGGAGUUAGUUUAGGUAAGUAAGAAAAAAGAAAGUUAAAGGAAUUAAAAAAAAUUUAGUAAUAAAAUAAAUUAGAAGAUUUAAUAAAAGUUGAAGAAGGAAAAAGUAAUUAGAAUUCAGUUUUUUAGUAAGAAUUAAAAUUUGAAAUUCCUAAAACCAAUACUGUGUUUGAUUUGGGAUAGAAUUAUAGUAAAAUUAAAUAAUUUAUUGAAAAUGUUAAUUAAAAAUCCUAACUAAACCCAUAAAUUAUUGAUAAAUUAAACUACUUAACCAAUGAAACUAUUUUCUAAAUGAGUCUGAAAUAAAGAUUAUAAGAUAAGGAUUUUUAAGUAUCAAUUUUAAAACAUAAUGUUUCUAGAUACUUAAAAUAAUUUUUUUUAAGUAAUUGA